CCUGUCGGCCAUCUCCGCGCUCUGUACCUUGCUUACUUCCAUGCCUAUCAUACCAACGGUUCAUUGAGCUCUUCUUCAUACACAACAUGGCUGUCGAAACUUACAAGAUGUGGGUACGAGGCCAGGAAGCCGAAGGUCAAGCGGAGCAGCUAUCAGUUGAGGAUCCCUCCACCGGCGACAUAUUUGCAAAAUGCCACGCAGCUUCCCCCCAAGACGUCGACUCAGCAGUCCGAAAUGCACAUGCCACUUUCAAAGCAGGCGUCUGGUCAAAAGCGCCCCGCCAUGUCCGCGCAGACACCCUGGAGCGCGCUGCAGAUCUUCUAACCAAGAAUAUAUCCCGGCUUAUCGAGCUGGAAGUUCGACAGAGUGGACGCGCCAUCCGGGAAAUGAAUGCCCAGGUGCCGACUUUGACCAAAUGGUUCAAGUACUACGCCAGCUUGAUACGCGUCGAGGAGCGAAGCGUGAUGCCUACCAUGGGGAAGCUCCACAACUGGAUUGACCGCGUGCCGUUGGGAGUCGUUGCCCAGAUUACGCCUUUCAAUCAUCCAAUGCUCAUCGCGGUGAAGAAGAUUGCACCUGCCUUAGCGGCAGGCAACUGUGUCAUCCUCAAGCCCAGCGAGCUCACUCCUCUGACAAGCAUUGAGCUGGCCAAGUUGCUAAAGGAGGCGGGCCUUCCCGAUGGCGUCUUCACAGUCCUUCCCGGAGACGGAGCCACUACCGGAAAAGCACUCGUCUCGCAUCCCCUCAUCAAGAAAGUGGACGUAACAGGCGGCACUCCUGCAGGCCGUGCUAUCGGCGCCAUAGCAGGCGGCAACCUAGCGCACUUCACUGCUGAGCUGGGCGGCAAAGCACCCCUAAUCGUCUUCGAGGAAGCCAACAUUGAUGCCGCCGUCAACGGAAUUGCCUUCGGGAGCUUCAUCGCGAGCGGCCAGACUUGUGUCGCAGCCACCCGCAUCAUCGUCCACAAAAAUAUCACCAAUAAAGUCCUCGGAAAGCUUCGCAAGAAGGCUGAGAGCAUCGAGCGUCGCAUGGGCAGCCCUUCAAACCCAGAAUCCAUGAUGGGCCCGCUCAUCUCAGCUAAGCAACUCGAAAACGUGCGCUCGCUCGUCGACGAGGCGCUGGAAUCCGGCGUAUGGGUGUACGCGGGUGGCAAGCGCAUGACGGAUACUUCUCCCCUCGAUGGCACCGACUUCUCCAAAGGCUACUACUACCCGCCGACCAUUCUUGCCGACAGCCCAGACCACAAGAUUGUGGACACGCGAAUCUGGAAAGAGGAGGCCUUUGGACCGGUCAUAGUGGUGGUGGAGUUCGACACGGAAGAGGAAGCACUCAAGCUGGCGAACGACAGUGAGUUCGGCUUGGGCGCCGCCAUAUGGACGCAGGAUCUGGCUCAGGCGUAUCGUGUCUCGGAGGCAAUUGAAGCGGGUAUCUGUUGGGUGAACACGCACCACCGGAACGAUCCGAGCAGUCCGUGGGGCGGGAUCAAGACCUCGGGUGUAGGGAGUGAGAAUGGUGUUGAUGCCUACCACGCAUAUACAACGACUAAAAGUACCAUCAUUAACUACGCCACAGCAGAAGAAAGCAUCGCAAACGAUGACUGGUUUCGUGAGGGCACGGGAGAGGUUAGAUAUGGGUAACCUCGUCGAAUUAGCCUCGCACAAUAAAAGACGAUCAUUGGCCAUUAAGAACCUUUGCACAGCGCAACACUAACCACACAUUAAUUAAAAUCAACGGUCAAGAUGUACACAAAACAAAACACAGACAACGCCCGCGCCCGCGCCACGCAUCGCUCCAUUGUCGCUGCAUCCCAAGCUCAACACAUCAACCGCGAACAUUCAAAUCAGCAGCACUAUCAAUCCCAACCCCCUCCAAUUCCGCCACGAGCAAACCCUCUAAUCAGAGUACUCCCCCAUGAUCUUGUUCAAGUACUUUUUCUGCACAGCCUUGUCCCUCGGCGCCCUCCCCACCGUCCCCUCCCCGGCCUGCUCCUACAAAGGCUUCUUCACCCCCUUGGCACGGGCUCUCAUCCUCA
Molecule: messenger RNA, 2032 nt
Organism: Paraphaeosphaeria sporulosa
Lineage: Eukaryota; Fungi; Ascomycota; Dothideomycetes; Pleosporales; Didymosphaeriaceae
Product: aldehyde dehydrogenase-like protein
Exons: 3
Coding region: 87-1637 (516 amino acids)
Molecular function (GO): aldehyde dehydrogenase (NAD+) activity
Source: RefSeq, a predicted model, not a curated record